Asparagus officinalis (garden asparagus) is the source of this 2753-nucleotide messenger RNA. Its product is annotated as beta-1,3-galactosyltransferase GALT1-like. The transcript is spliced from 7 exons. Gene Ontology annotation, cellular component: Golgi membrane. Lineage: Eukaryota; Viridiplantae; Streptophyta; Magnoliopsida; Asparagales; Asparagaceae. The coding region runs from base 460 to 2367 and encodes 635 amino acids. Gene Ontology annotation, molecular function: carbohydrate binding; galactosyltransferase activity. The record is from RefSeq and is a predicted model, not a curated record.
AACUCUGAUUUGGGAAAUCACACUUAGUUAUUCUUCGGUAACUUCCAUUCUUUCUUUAAGGGAAAAAAAAUUACUUCCAUAAUCUGUUUCAUUUCAUUUCUGUUACAGCUUUACUUCAUCAAAGAUGUUGCCAGACACAGCAUUUUUGGGGCUGUCAAUGCAGCACAUUGCACUCCCACUCCCAGUUACAUCCUUAGAAAAAUUCUGACGCCGAGCUUGAUUCUUUUGACUAAUAUUGAAGGUCCAGUCUUAAAAAGCAGCUGUCUGGGUGAAUGCUGGGUCAUAAUUCAAGAUGUAUAUCCGUGAAAAAAGGGGAAGAAUCAGACUUGACCUUGCAGUUUCUUAUUGAGAAGCUUAUUAAUGUCUAAGAGGCUUGGGGUUUCUGAUAUUCUUCAAUGAACUGCUGCAAGACAACAUUCUCCUAGUUCUGAAAUAUUUAUGUGAAGAGUUCAGUUAAAGAUGAAGAAGUGGUUUGGAGGUCUUGUUAUAGUAUUCUUGUUCACGGUACUGGUCCUUAGAUAUAUAAUAAUAGAGAGUCCCUUCGUGGAAAUUGCUUUUCAAAAUCCUUUUUAUCGCAAUGCUUCUGUCCCUCUUCAGUCGGUAAAAGUUGGAGACCCACCAGUUCAAGAACCAAAGUAUGAGUCCCAAGUAGUCUCAACAGAUUCCUUAAUGUCAAGUCUUCUUACUCGUCAGAACCUCUCUGAUAGAGAACAGAAGUCUAUGCAGACAUGGAAUCAUUUAGCUCACUUAAUCAGUCAUGCUGAGGGUUUACCUCAGGCCCUUGAGGCUAUCAAGGAGGCUGCAGUUGUGUGGAAAAAACUUAUGGUAUCAGUUGAAGAUGAGAAACGGAUUGCUUCUGGAAAUGGAAGUGCAAUCCAGAAAGCUAAAGCGAAACAGUGCCCAUAUUCCAUUAGAAGAAUGAAUGCCUCAGAGUUUACUGAUAGUGAUUUCAGGCUAAAGAUUCCUUGCGGACUGGUCCAAGGUUCUUCAAUCACUUUUAUUGGAACUCCUGGAGGAAUCAUGGGCAAUUUUCGGAUUGAUUUAGCAGGAACAACUGUUCCAGGAGAACCGGAUCCUCCUAUUAUGUUGCACUAUAAUGUCCGGAUUCAUGGUGAUAAACUUACUGAUGAUCCGGUCAUUGUCCAGAAUACUUGGACCCUGGCGAGUGAUUGGGGUGCUGAGGAACGCUGUCCUUCUCCAGAUCGUGAACAUAAUAAGAAAGUGGAUGAUUUAGAAGAAUGCGGCACCGUGGUGGGUAAAGAUGAUAAGGGGAUUACUGCUAAUGGUACACUUUCUAGUGUUUCCCAGCGAACUUCUGUAAUGAAAGAGGGCUCUAAGCCAAGACAUUAUUUUCCCUUUAAGCAAGGAUAUCUAGCUGUCGCCACUCUUCGAAUGGGAGUGGAAGGGAUCCAGAUGACAGUUGAUGGCAAGCAUAUAACUUCCUUUGCUUAUCGUGAAAGCUUGGAGCCAUGGCUUGUUAGCGAAGCAAGAUUUUCUGGAGACAUUAGACUGAUAUCUGUGUUAGCAAGUGGCUUGCCAACAUCUGAGGAGCUGGAGCAUGUGAUUGAUUUGGAAAUGCUCAAGUCACCCCCUAUUCCCAUUCAUAAACCUGUAGAUCUUUUCAUCGGAGUCUUUUCAACCGCAAAUAAUUUCAAGCGGAGAAUGGCUGUUCGAAGAUCUUGGAUGCAGUAUGAUGUUGUGAAGACUGGCAAAGUUGCUGUUCGUUUCUUUGUUGGCCUGCAUAAGAACCAAUUGGUGAAUGAGGAGCUUUGGGACGAGGCACGCACAUAUGGUGACGUUCAGCUGAUGCCAAUUGUUGAUUAUUAUAGUCUAAUCACAUGGAAAACCCUUGCCAUCUGCAUCUAUGGGACGAAUGUGGUGUCAGCCAAAUAUGUUAUGAAAACAGAUGAUGAUGCGUUUGUCCGUGUGGAUGAAGUACUUUCGUCUUUGAACAGAGCAAAUGUUACAAGGGGCCUGUUAUAUGGUAGAAUCAAUCACAAUGACCAGCCUCACCGAAAUUCUGACAGUAAAUGGUACAUAAGUUCUGAGGAAUGGCCGGAGGAAGUUUAUCCUCCUUGGGCACAUGGCCCAGGGUAUGUGGUGUCCGGGGACAUUGCAAAAUCAGUGUGCAAGCAGCACAAAAAGGGGCGUUUGAGGAUGUUCAAGUUGGAGGAUGUUGCAAUGGGCAUAUGGAUAGCCGAUUUGAAGAAGAAAGGAAUGGACGUUAAGUAUGUGGAGGAUAACAGGAUUAACAUAGAUGGAUGUGAAGACGGGUAUGUGGUUGCGCAUUAUCAAGGCCCUAGAGAGAUGCUAUGUUUAUGGGAUAAGCUCCAGCAUAGUAAAAGCGCAAGAUGUUGUGUUGAAUAAAAUCGCGUAACAGGGAGUUUUCGAAUGUAUAUGUUCCAAAAGCUUUCAGAAUGCUUUAUAGACAAAGGCAUGCGCAACUCUGGUGUAGGAACUGACUGGGGUUUUUGACUACUAACAACCUGCUGAGAGUGGGAUGAGUGUAGGACUACAGGACUACGUAACAGUGCUGUACCGUGGGUGCAUUGUUUAGCAUAUUACUAGCUUUUUUUUUUGUUCAUUAGAGAGAUUUAAUCAUUUGUAGGUAAGGUGGGAAAGGCUUUUGUAUCAUAAAUAUGAGAGAUGUAUAGGCUUGUAGAAAACAGUGUUGACUAGCAGAAGGGUUUAUUCUUGUAAGUAAAUUGUGUUCACUUCACUUCAUUUCUUAGGAGUCGUAGUCCCUUGAAACA